Molecule: messenger RNA, 2346 nt
Organism: Onychostoma macrolepis
Lineage: Eukaryota; Metazoa; Chordata; Actinopteri; Cypriniformes; Cyprinidae
Gene: rtn4ip1
Product: reticulon 4 interacting protein 1
Exons: 10
Coding region: 151-1392 (413 amino acids)
Cellular component (GO): mitochondrion
Molecular function (GO): oxidoreductase activity
Source: RefSeq, a predicted model, not a curated record
UUCACCGGUUUGUUUUGACUUUUCAGGACACGAGCGUUUUCGCUGAACUUGAGAGUGUUAUAAAGCAGUUAUAGGUUUUAUUUAUAACUAAUGACACCGUAAGAGAGACUGUCAGGAGGAGAGCUUUGGAUUGUUUUAGACUGAUCAAUCAUGCUUAUGUGUAGACGGUGGUUGGUGUGCUCGCUGAGGGGUCAGUAUAGGAGCUUGAGUUUCUCAGCCUCCCGCAGGAGUGUUAUGCCCGCAUGGGUCAUCGACAAAUACGGGAAGAACGAGGUGUUGAGAUUCACCAAGAACGCAGCGCUUCCGAUCAUCCACUAUCCCAAUGAAGUGAUCGUGAAGGUGCACGCUGCGGCUUUAAACCCCAUCGACAUCAGUAUGAGGGUCCAUCUCAAAGUCACUGUUCUCAUUUUGGACAGCAUCGGUGAUAUAUCAUACACCUAUGAUGGGACGGUCUUUCUUGGUGGUUAUGGAGCAGCUACUAUGGCCAUGAAACGUGACCCACUGAACAUAAACCAGUCAGGCAGUGAGUUUCCUCUAAUCCUGGGGCGUGAUGUAUCCGGAGAGAUCAUGGAAUGUGGGCUAGAUGUGAACUACUUUAAAGAAGGAGAUCAGGUGUGGGCCGCUAUCCCUCCGUGGAAGCAGGGCAGCCUGGCAGAGUUUGUGGUUCUCAGUGCCAAUGAGGUGUCACAUAAGCCCAAAUCACUGAGGCAUGUUGAAGCAGCAUCCAUCCCGUAUGUGGCAGCAACAGCCUGGUCUGCCAUCGUCAACACUGGUGGCCUGAACAAAGACAACGGUUCUAAGAAACGCGUUCUUAUACUGGGAGGAUCAGGAGGAGUGGGAACCUUAGCUAUACAGAUGGUAAAGGCCUGGGGUGCCCAUGUGACUGUAACAUGUUCCCAGAAUGCCGAGCGUCUGGUGAGAGACCUGGGUGCUGAUGAUGUCGUGGACUACACUGCUGGACCGGUCGAAAAACAACUGCAGACAUUACAAAAGUUUGAUUUGAUUUUAGACAAUAUUGGGGGUGAAAUUGAGAAAUGGGCACUAGAUCUUCUGAAACCCUGGAAUGGCGCUAAAUACAUUACUCUAGUAACACCGUUCCUGCAUAACACAGACCAACUGGGCCUCGCAGAUGGAAUGAUGCAGUCUGGAGUCACCAUAGGAUGCAAAGUGCUGAAGCACCUCAGGAAAGGAGUUCACUACCGAUGGGGUUUCUUUGCUCCGAGCGGCCCUACGCUGGAUGAGAUUAGCGAAAUGGUUGAUGCUGGAAAGGUCCGUCCCGUGGUGGAGGAAAUAUUCUCAUUUGCUCAAGUGCCCCAAGCCUUUCAAAAAGCAGAGCAGGGUCAUGCUCGUGGCAAAACUGUGGUUUCCAUCACUGAGGACCAAAAAGAGUAACUACGGCAAACAAAAACAUAUGCCGGGACUUUUUUGAAAGUGUAUGUUAAAUUAAAAACAUUUAUCUAAUGGCAAGUGUCUUUAUUUUGCAUUACAAAAUUAGCAGACAUGUCCCAUUCAUUAUUUGAAAUGCAUUACUGUAAUAUUCAUAAACAAACUGAAAAGUCAAAACAAACAAACAGAAUAAAAAAAGUUUUAUUCUAAAUGUAACAGUGUAUUUUGGAAAUAUGGGCAUGGACACACAAAAACUAAAACAGAUUACUAACCACAUCAGAAAAUGUACACAUACACACACACACACAAAAACAACUACCAAAAAAUCUUUGUAAAAGAAAAUGGAGAGAAAAGAGCAGAACAGCAGAUCAAGGAUCAGCUGCAUUUCAAAUGAAUGUGAGUGUGUGAACAGUCAACUGAUGCCAGAUCAGCACAGCUAGGAGGAAGUGUUUCUAGAAUGUUCUAACAUGUGCAAUAGUCCUUUUUAGACUUAUUUUGCAGAAUAUUAUGACAUAUUAAAAAAAUACUUUGUACAGCAACUGUAAAAUUGUAGGAGUCAACAAGUUCCCACAUUUUGCUUUCAGCGAGUUUGAAUGGCAGAUGAAUAGAUGUUGCCUUACAUUCAGUGAGGUCUAUAAUACCUGUAUUUUUUCUCAUUCAUCUGAACAGCAGUUGCUCAUCUGGUGCAGGAGCUCUUGGAAGUAUGCAAUUUAAAAUGUGCAGUUUUUUCUCACGAGUGCUUAGUUCUGCAGCCAGGUUGCUUUGAGCCAAUUAUCUGAGACAAUAACGUGAUUAAUUUACUCUGGAGCCGCAAGAAAAUAAUGUCUUGACUGCUGAUUGGCUGAAGGCACAAGCCCUUUACUAGCAACCAUCCUGAGAUGUGACGUGAAAGGCUGCAGACAAAGAAAAAAGCCUAUUUCAAGCUUUCAGGAGCCCUUAAGCUUUUAAGGCACCAGUAAA